This is a messenger RNA of Annulohypoxylon truncatum, 1230 nucleotides long. Its product is annotated as glycoside hydrolase family 76 protein. NCBI's taxonomy places the organism in Eukaryota, Fungi, Ascomycota, Sordariomycetes, Xylariales, Hypoxylaceae. The record is from RefSeq and is a predicted model, not a curated record. The transcript is spliced from 3 exons. Gene Ontology annotation, biological process: fungal-type cell wall biogenesis; carbohydrate catabolic process. Bases 1 to 1230 code for a protein of 409 amino acids. Gene Ontology annotation, molecular function: mannan endo-1,6-alpha-mannosidase activity.
AUGACAAGACUAUCCAGUAUCGCCGCGGGCGCUGCGCUCACCUCAGCUGUCGCCGCCCUAAACCUCAACGUAAAUGAUCCGGCAUCCAUCAAAGAUAUCGCGGCCCAAGUCGCGAAGGGUCUUUACAUCUACCAUGACCCUAGCUCAACGGCAGGCCAAUUCAAACAGCCGCAACCUUGGUUCUGGUGGGAAUCCGGCUCGGCCUGGAAUGCCCUGAUGGACUACACCAUGUACACCGGCGACACAACAUAUAAAGCCGACCUUCUCUCCUCCUUAGCCAAGAACGUCGGCUCCAACUACGACUUUGCGCCGGCAGAGCAGGCAAACUGGGAGGCAAAUGACGACCAGGUCUAUUGGGUGUACAAUGCGCUUAGUGCGAUGGACUGUGCCAAUUCUUGGCUUGCUAUCGGCACGAAUGCCUUUAACGACUUCGUGACGCGGUGGAAUAAGGACAGCGCCACUUGCGGGGGUGGGUUGAAGUGGCAGUACAUCGAGACGACGAGUGGAUACUAUUACAAGAAUACCGUAUCCAAUGGCGGCUUCUUCCAGACUGCCGCCCGGCUCGCUCGGUAUACCGGGAACCAGACAUUCGGUGAUUGGGCCACCAAGGUUUGGGACUGGUCUACUAGCGUGGGCUUCGUCAGUGCUGACUUCCAUGUUUUCGAUGGAGCUGGCGACAAUCAAGGCGCAAACUGUUCCGCGAUCAACAAAGAUGAAUGGUCUUAUAAUAUCGCGUCCUACCUUCACGGCGCGGCGCACAUGUAUGCAUUCACCAACGAUUCGGCUUGGGAGACGAGAGUUCAGGGUCUGCUUAAAGCGGCACAGAGCACCUUUUUCGGACCCAACUCUAACGCCACCAACGUGAUGUACGAGCAUAACUGCGAGCUAAGCUCGGGCUGCAAUAUCGAUCAGACAAGCUUCAAGGCCAGUCUGUCGCGUUGGCUCGGUAAGACAGCAGUGCUGGUCCCUAGCGUGAAGGCGACCAUCGAGCCUUUGCUUCAGGCAUCCGCUUCCGGGGCCGCGUUGAGCUGCAGUGGCUACGAUAACUCGACUUGUGGUGUUCAAUGGUACACGGGGACUUUCGAUGGCCAAUCGGACUUAGGUGUUGAACUGAGCGCGCUUGAAGCCAUCCAGAGUCUACUGGCGGCGAGUGCACCCAACAUGCAAGUAUAUGUCCAAAGCGUGUUCUCCUGUCCUUCCCAAAGUCCAGGUUAUCACUUGGGUACCUAG